Molecule: messenger RNA, 2547 nt
Organism: Tupaia belangeri chinensis (Chinese tree shrew)
Lineage: Eukaryota; Metazoa; Chordata; Mammalia; Scandentia; Tupaiidae
Gene: ASB1
Product: ankyrin repeat and SOCS box containing 1
Exons: 4
Coding region: 66-1193 (375 amino acids)
Biological process (GO): intracellular signal transduction; protein ubiquitination; ubiquitin-dependent protein catabolic process
Cellular component (GO): ubiquitin ligase complex
Molecular function (GO): protein binding
Source: RefSeq, a predicted model, not a curated record
CACGCUACCUGCUGGUACUCCCCAUCAACUUCAAAAAAAUUACUGUCAGGGUUGGUGUCAGGAAUAUGCUAGUUUCACAGGAGAAACGUUCUACCUUUUUCUGUGAUUUCUUUCUUGGAAGUUUGAACGUGCUCAUGCAGCUGGGAAAGGAGGGGCUUGUGCAGAUGGCCCCCUAUGGUCUGCUGUGGCUUCACCCCGGCUCCUGUGCUGACAGGAGCCCUCUCUUCAGUGCAGGUCCUAAUCUGAAGGAGUGGCUGAGAGAGCAGUUCUGUGACCACCCGCUGGAGCACUGUGAGGACACCAGGCUCCACGAUGCUGCCUACGUGGGGGACCUGCAGACCCUCCGGAGUCUGCUGCAAGAGGAGAGCUACCGCAGCCGCAUCAAUGAGAAGUCUGUCUGGUGCUGUGGCUGGCUCCCCUGCACUCCCUUGCGAAUCGCGGCCACUGCAGGCCAUGGGAACUGUGUGGACUUCCUUAUCCGGAAAGGGGCUGAGGUGGACCUGGUGGAUGUAAAGGGGCAGACCGCCCUCUACGUGGCUGUGGUGAACGGGCACCUGGAGAGUGCCCAGAUCCUUCUGGAAGCUGGUGCAGACCCCAAUGGGAGCCGGCACCAUCGCAGCACGCCUGUGUACCAUGCCUCACGUGUGGGCCGGGCUGACAUCCUGAAGGCUCUCAUCAGGUACGGAGCUGACGUUGAUGUUAAUCACCACCUGACUCCUGAUAUCCGGCCCCCCUUCUCCCGGCGGCUCACUUCCUUGGUGGUGUGCCCCUUGUACAUCAGCGCUGCCUACCACAACCUGCAGUGCUUUCAGCUGCUCCUCCAGGCUGGGGCGAACCCUGACUUCAACUGCAAUGGCCCAGUCAACACACAGGGAUUCUACAGGGGUUCCCCAGGGUGUGUCAUGGAUGCUGUGCUGCGCCAUGGCUGCGAGGCGGCCUUUGUGAGCCUGCUAGUAGAGUUUGGAGCCAACCUGAACCUGGUUAAGUGGGAAUCGUUGGGCCCAGAGUCGAGAGGCAGAAGGAAGGUGGACCCUGAGGCCUUGCAGGUCUUUAAGGAGGCCAGAAGUGUUCCCAGGACCUUGCUGGGUUUGUGCCGGGUGGCGGUGAGGAGAGCUCUUGGCAAAUACCGACUUCAUCUGAUUCCCUCGCUGCCUCUGCCAGACCCUAUAAAGAAAUUUCUACUUUAUGAGUAAAACUCAGGUGUGGUGUUGACAGAUCUGCGGUGGAAAUCAACAUGAGUCUUGCACCCUAUGACCGUAUCCCAUCGGGCUGCUGGUGAAGAAUAGCCUUGUUCUCACGGAUGGUAAUUCUGCCUCAGGUGUUGGGGCCGCCGAGUAGUCUUGGAUCAUUGUCAGCCAGGAGGCUCUGCAAAACUUCGUUUUGUUCUUCCUAAAUAUCUGUUGUGGAUUUUCACAGUUGCAUAUUAUUGAAACGGGCCAUGAGAUGUGUACGUGUGUAGGCUGAGCUUGAGGUCUGCCAGUCCCCAGGAUGGAAGGCGCCUAGCACUUUCCAGAACCGUGCUUCUCUCUGUGCAUCUCCUUCUCAACCUAAUUGCUUAAUUACAGCCUUCUCAUAUCCAAACAAAAAGGGAGUUUUGGUUAAAACAAAGGGCAGAAGUGCAGUUCAUGAACUUCUCCACUCCUAGGGUUCAGUAAGGUGUGCUUGUCCCCACACAUCCCCUCUGUGCCACUGCAGUGGAGGUGUCAUAAUAAUUGUUUCCAUUUAAGGAUGGCUUCCUGGCUGCAUGGACCAUGUUAACUUAGUGCGUGCAUCUGUCAGAGUCUUGCAGCCAUAGCGUAGAGUUCCACAGCAUGGGAGCCCGUUCUGGUACCUUCUGUGCCUCAUGCACAGCACACCAACAGGUGUACUGAGUUUUCUGCCAUUUCACCUUAGAGAGCUUUCAGACAGCAACUGGUUUAGAAGGCCUACACCAAACAAGCCAGUAACCGACUGCCUUUAUUAGACCAAGGUCCGUUCCAGCAGCAUUCACUGCCAGCCUAAUGGGAGAAGAAAACACCGUGGCACUGUCUUCUGUUUCAGUCCAUACUCAUGCCAGAGAGUGAACAGUCCAGCUGGUCUUCUGGUAGUCCUGAGCUCCCAAUUGCUUGGAGUCCAGUGGACAAAACAUCAGUUGGUUGACUGUUCUCACCCAUUUGGGCCUAAAUAUCUUAGCUGCUCCUAGAAUCUCUGAAAGCGGUGCGGUCAGAAGACUUUCUCUGGCCUGCUAGGGGUGGUGGAUGCUCAGACAGGUGAUAGGUUCUCAUCAUGGAUGUCAUCGGCCAGGGCUUGCUGUCACUCAGGGCUGGGCAGCACGGCUGAGGGUCACUGGAGCAGGGCCAGUGGCUGUGACUCCCUCGUGCCCAGGAUGUUGCUGAUUCCACUGAGAUCAUGUUGUGUCUUUGGGAGCCUCUGAGGACCAUCAUGGGGAUGCCAGGUGGUCCUAAACCUCAGAAGCAUUUCAGAAUGAGCAUGUUUAGAUUUGCUGUGUUAAGAGAAAUCGAGCGUGUAAAGAACUAAUGAUACCGUUUUACUUAGUUCUUAACAUCU